Vicia faba (fava bean) is the source of this 345-nucleotide messenger RNA. The record is from the annotation of a GenBank genome assembly. Lineage: Eukaryota; Viridiplantae; Streptophyta; Magnoliopsida; Fabales; Fabaceae.
AUGUUUAAACACAGAGUUCGUUCAUAUAGAGAACUUCCUCUUCGUUUUGCUGAUUUUGGGGUUUUGCAUCGAAAUGAGGCCAGUGGUGCCCUAAGUGGAUUAACACGUGUUAGGAGAUUUCAGCAGGAUGAUGCACAUAUUUUCUGCAGGGAGUCCCAGGUUAAAGAUGAAGUGAGAAAAGCCUUGGACUUCAUUGAUUAUGUCUAUCAAAUAUUUGGUUUCACAUAUGAACUGAAACUUUCAACGAGGCCAGAGAAUAAGCUUGGAGAUGAUGAAACGUGGGAUAGGGCUGAAAGUGCUCUCAAGGAGGCUUUGGAUGAGUUUGGCAAGCCGUAUUGGAGAUAA